AUGCAGCACAUCAGCCACUGGCUGAUUGACAAUCUUCUCUGUCUACGGAUAGGGUCUGGUCAAAUAUGCCCUCGCCCGCCCCCUCCCUCCAGGUAUCCGUCAUCGCCUCCUAAACCCUGGUUUCUUUGCUGUCCGUAUCUUUCUACACUGUUUGACUUCGGAACUAUACCCGUCGACAGCAAUUGGACCGGAAUCAUGGCUUUCGACCGAUCCCGUUCUCCAUCCCAUCCACCAUGUCGCACCCAUCCUGAUCCCUCAUCAUCUCUUCUCGGUAAUCAAAUCUGUCUUUCAGGAGGCCAAUGUAGCUCCUGCGAGGACCCAGGGUUUGAGUUUAUUUCCGCAGCACCAACUCGAGAUCACCUCCAAGGCGGCCUGCUGCUGGAGCCUGCCAUCCCAUGUUUAAAUCAAAUGGCUCAGUCAGGUCAUCCCGGCUCAGCCCUGCUGGUUGAGGCACGAUACACGUCCCUGUCUCUUUAUGACGUACCACUGUCGGAGCAGACACCCUUCUUGGCUCCCACCAACGACUACCAUUUCCAUCAGCAGUGGGCUGGGCAGGGUUACCAGACUUUUGAGCCAGUAUUUUCUCUCGGCAACUCUGCAGGACCGACGGACUCGAUUCAUUGGGAGAGGGAACGACCGAGCCAUCAGGCGUCAGAGGCGGCCAUAACGACGACCCCGGGUUACUCGGCUGUCAGCUGGGCGCCGUGGUCCGAAGACUGGUCCUGGUACCAAGAGCUUCAGCAAAAUCUCCAGCAAUCACAACCGGUCGUCUUCAGCCAGCCGCCACAAUGUCCAACACCGGCUGCCUCCCCCCUUGCCAUGGACGCAGCUUGGCAUCCUGCUACCAGCGGUCAAACCCGGCCAGAGCCAGACUCUAGGACCACCACAACGAAGAAAAAAGUAACGAUGUCGGUAAAAGAACCAUUGGAACCGCAUAGUUCGUCGACGGCCCAACACUGCGCCAAGAGGGCACGCGUUGAAGCUGGCAGCGAACCCUCUCCCGUCACCCCGAUUUCGUGUGUCAAAGGCGAUAACAAGGGCGAAGACAGCGACAUUUCUCGGGCGCUGCGAGGCCCGGAAAGGAAGAAGACAUAUCGCGUCAAGAAUCGAGCGGCCGCCAAGCGCUGCCGCGAGAAGACGACGCAGUACGAGAUGGACCUGGUCAACAAGGAGAAGCAGGUUACGCAGGAACGCGUGUACCUGGACUCUUGUGUGACAGCGCUCAAGAACGAGGUAACGUCACAUACCCACUUUCCGACCACCCCCCCAUUCCGACCACCCAAAAAAGAGGGCAUUCCCACCAACACCAGUAUGUUCAAUUAACUAUUAACUGCACCUAGAUGCCACCACAAUACAGCUUUCAGCUUCACUAGGUAAAUCAGACUCGCUGGAUCUAUCUGUAAUAUCCUCUUUUUCGCCAGCCUCAAUUUGGGCCUUCUGGAUGUCCUUGAUGUUGGCGAACUUGGUGUUUGGAUCCAGCUGGACUGCCCUCCUUUUUCUUACUGCAGUAUUGGCAACCUGGGCCUGCAGAAGCUCCAGCUUGUGCUGGGCAGCUGCCAACUGAUAAGCCUGCUCACUAAAGCCUUUUUUUACCUUCCUAAAUAGGAGGCGUUGAGUAGAAGCGUGAUUUUCCAGCUCUGUGAAUAGCUUCAGUUGGCCAGCCAGAUCCUUCAUCUUCUUUGGCGUUGACCAUGCCACUGCAGACGACGCAGAUACCCAUCCUUCAGCUUCUUUACUUCCAGCCUGCCCUUGGCUGCCCUUAGACUGCCCUUUGCAGGCCUGAUCUGAUGGCCCUGGUGUUGAUGGGAGCAGCAAUGGGCUCAUAAGGGGUUUGGCCACAGAGACAGGCCAUAGGCCAGUAUAUUUCCAACCACUUUAGAUGUUCUGCAUCGUCAAGCCUGCCAGACAAGCCUUCUAAUAACAGCCUAUAAAGUUUCUCUUGCCUACAAUAGUAGAAUCAUUCCACUAACUAAGGUAUCCAAGCUCCUUCCUAUAGGCUGCCUUUACAGGGCCAAAGACUGACUAGUCAAGUAGCUAAAGGACAUAGGAGGUGUGUGGAGGUAAGAAUAACAAGUGGAUGUUAUUAAUAUAGCAGAGCCACAUAAAUUCAGUCGUUGUAUGACUCCCAUGGCCAUCAGCAACCAGUAGUCUAGCCUCCUCCUUGCCCUAAGGGAGGGUCUAAGGGAUGAAGACCUUCUGCAGCCAUUCAACUGCAGUGUCGUCUGUAGUCCAUCCAUUUUCUGUUGCAGUAAACUGCCAUCCUUUAUAAGGGCCAAGAUCUAGAGGAAGCCACUGCUGCUAGACUAUCUUACCCUUAUAUAUAAUAAGGGGAUUCAGGGCAUAGCCUAUAGCAGAGAUGCAUUCGAUAAUAGACACCCAUGCCCUUAAUCCAGGCUGUUUCUUGCAGACAGACUUCAUCUCAGCCAUCCCCAGCACCAGCCCAUUAGAUCCCUAGCCCUCAAGGAUACCAGUCUCAUCCAUGUUAUAUCUAUUAGCUAGUUUAAUGCCCUUAAUCUCUAGUAUAGCGAGGAGUUUAAACCAGUCCCUAAUGACCUCAGUAGAUGCUCCAUUAACACGUCUAGAGUCAACAGGGCGACUUCUCUAGACCUUGAUUGAUAGGUUUCUUCUUUUAAAUCCUUAGAUCCAUUGCUUUCCUAGAGGAUCUAUAUCCCCCAUAGCAUAAAGGAUCCUUUCUGCGAAUACCUUCACUUGCUGAUAGGUUAGAGCAAGCCCAAGGGCAUGCUGGAUUCGCACCCAUUCAGCAAGCUUAGCCUCCUAAUCAAUAGAGAGCCUCUAGUAGUCUGCAAAGGCAAUAUCCCUUAGUUAGGUGCCAUGCAGACGGUCUCGGAGGGUAGUCUUUAGGAUGCCAUACUCAAUAGAUGCCUUCCUUAGACUCAUACCCUUUCCUACAGCCUCAAUAGCCUAAUUAAUCUCAUAUUCGGUAUACUGCCCCAUUGGGGUUAGAAUAAAGCGUAUGCAAAAAAUGAGGUGAUUUGGAU
Colletotrichum destructivum is the source of this 2999-nucleotide messenger RNA. RefSeq names its product Putative basic-leucine zipper domain-containing protein. The record is from RefSeq and is a predicted model, not a curated record. NCBI's taxonomy places the organism in Eukaryota, Fungi, Ascomycota, Sordariomycetes, Glomerellales, Glomerellaceae. The coding region runs from base 1 to 1323 and encodes 440 amino acids. The transcript is spliced from 3 exons. Gene Ontology annotation, molecular function: DNA-binding transcription factor activity. Gene Ontology annotation, biological process: regulation of DNA-templated transcription.